CCUGAUGGUUUCAGUUCCUUCUGUCUCUUCUCAGCCUUUAAAGUUAAACACUCGCUGAGUUCUGUCAUUUAUAUUUGUGGAACAACUUGCAACUUGACCUGAUUUAAGAUUUGCGUGAAGAUGUCUGACCCUGAGAUCCCGCACCAGCCUCUCCUGGAAGCUCCCAGCCAGCAGGCCCAGAGUGGCCGUUCCUCUCGGGCCUAUAAGGUGGCGGGUAUAACCCUGUUGGCCUGUGUCCUGGUCGUGGGCCAGGCGAUGACCGCCUACUUGGUCUUCAGCCAGAGGAACGACAUCAAAUCUCUGCAGGACCAGAGCGACAACCUGGAGUCAGAGCUGACGAAGGGGAGAUCUGUGUCUGUGCCCAUGAGGAUGCCAAUAAACGCCCUGCCCAAACUAAUGGACGUCACUUUGGACGAGGAGGCUUCCACCGAAGUCCCAGAUAAAGUCCCUCAGCAGGCCACUGUCUGCCAGCUGGAGGCGGCUGGUGUGAAGCCUGUGCAGGUGCCAGGUUUCUACCCGGCCUGUGACGAGCGCGGCCUCUACCGGGCCCAGCAGUGCUUUAUGGACCGCUGCUGGUGUGUGAACCCGGCCAACGGGCAGCAGCUCCCUGGAACCAUGAAGACAGGACCGGCCAGUUGCAGCACAUCUGUCCGCACUGCUGCCAUGAAGCUGACUCUGCCUAAUGUUGCUUGAUACUGUGUUGAGGCUGAUGACAUCUCCUCCAGACACGAGCAACAGUUCAACUCCAAAUCAUGAAAUGUUGCAUAUUUAUCAACUUUUCAUCCCCUUCAUAUCUGUAGUACCUGAGAAGCAUAUAGGUUUUUAUACACUGCUGAUGAUUAACAAAUGCUAGUCAUUGAUCUGCUUGCUAUUCUCCUAUUAGUUUAUUGCAACUCAUCUGCAACUUAUACUUAAGACAGAGGUGACUUUUGCUGUUGAUUGCAUUCCACCAUCUGUCAGUUUUUUUAGUUUUUAUAAAUGGCUGGUUAAAGUUAAGGAUUUAUUGUUUACUGUUUUUCAAACUUAAAUUUAGUUUAAUUCAGAUAGUCCCAUGUCAGUUUGUUAAAAAAAAAACAUUUCUCUAUGUUGGGAAGUUUGUAAAGAGCAGUGAAUAUUUUCAUAAAUUUACAUUAAAUAUUUAGAUAAACAUUGUGGUCACUUGAAUCUGUAAUGUCUGGCUAAAGGGGGAGGAAUCUGCGAAUAAAAAUAUAGACACACAUUUGAGACAAUGGUAAACUGUAUUUUUCCCCAUUUAUUUGAACAAUCUGAAUAAAACUCUUAAUAAUAAA
Molecule: messenger RNA, 1289 nt
Organism: Anoplopoma fimbria (sablefish)
Lineage: Eukaryota; Metazoa; Chordata; Actinopteri; Perciformes; Anoplopomatidae
Exons: 8
Coding region: 121-693 (190 amino acids)
Biological process (GO): intracellular protein transport; antigen processing and presentation; immune response
Cellular component (GO): membrane
Molecular function (GO): macrophage migration inhibitory factor binding; MHC class II protein binding
Source: RefSeq, a predicted model, not a curated record